AUGACUGUGUCGUUUCAGCAACCCCCACCUCCCCAAUCCCAAUCCCAAUCCCAAUCCCAACCCCAACCACAACCCCAGCCCCAACCAGAGCAGCCACCGCAACCGCAACAGCCACAUCAGCCGCAGAGGACGAUCAGGAAGCUCAUUGUGGAAGUGAUCGACGCACGUGACCUUCUACCUAAAGAUGGCCAGGGCAGCUCCAGCGCUUACGUGGUGGCGGACUUCGACGGGCAGCGGAAGCGGACGGCGACCAAGUGCAAGGACCUCAACCCGGUCUGGAACGAGCCGCUCGAGUUCGUCGUCUCCGACCCGGACAACAUGGACUACGAGGAGCUCGAGAUCGAGGUCCUCAACGACAAGCGCUACGGCAACAGCGGCACCGCGCGUAAGAACCACUUCCUCGGGCGCGUCAAGCUCUACGGCACUCAGUUCUCCAAGCGCGGCGACGAGGGCUUGGUCUAUUUCCAGCUCGAGAAGAAGAGCGUCUUCAGCUGGAUCAGAGGCGAAAUCGGCCUAAGAAUUUACUACUACGACGAGCUAGUCGACGAGGCUCCGCCGCCGCCGCAGCAACCCCCGCCGCAGGAGGAUCCUCCGCCGGAGCAGCCGGCGGUGAUGGUGGUCGAGGAAGGGAGGGUGUUUGAGGUCCCCGGAGGACACGUGGAGUGUACUAGAAUCCACGACGGCUCGUACUCGCCGCCGGUUGUUGUGAUGGAGCAACCGCCGCCGCAGAUGGUGCAUAUGCACUCCGAGCCGCCGGGACAGGAAAUGCACGGUCAUCCGCCGCCGCAGGAGGUUCGUUUUCAACCGGAGGUGAGGAAAAUGGAGACUCACCGAGUUGCUCCGAUGGGGGAGAGAGUGAGAAUUCCCAGGAGGCCGAACUGCGACUACUCUCCGAAAGUGAUUUCCGGAAAGUUUGGGGCGGAGAACACCGCGGAGAGGAUUCACCCCUGUGAGCUCGUCGAGCCUAUGCAGUACUUGUUCACCAGAAUCGUCAAGGCGCGUGGCCUCGCGCCGAACGAGAGCCCCUACGUAAAACUCCGUACAUCCAGCCACCUCGUCAAGUCGAAAACCGCGGUUCACCGCCCCGGAGAGCCGACCGACUCGCCGGAGUGGAACCAGGUCUUCGCACUCGCUCACAACCGGCCUGACUCAGUGAGUUCGACAUUGGAGAUCUCCGUGCGUGACUCGCCGUCGGAGCAGUUCUUAGGCGGCAUUAUCUUCGACCUCUCCGACGUGCCGGUUCGAGACCCGCCGGACAGUCCUCUUGCUCCGCAGUGGUACAGACUAGAAGGCGGCGCCGGUGAUCAAAAUUCCGGUAAAGUCUCCGGCGAUAUCCAGCUCUCUGUUUGGAUUGGGACACAAGCCGAUGACGCUUUCCCUGAAGCGUGGAGCUCCGAGGCCCCUAACGUGUCCCACACGCGCUCCAAGGUGUACCAGUCCCCGAAGCUCUGGUAUCUGAGAACGACGGUUAUGGAGGUUCAAGACCUCCACAUUGCAUCGAAUCUACCUCCCUUAACGACCCCUGAGAUUCGAGUCAAGGCUCAGCUGGGGACUCAGUCGGCUCGGACCAGGCGCGGGUGCAUGAACAACCACUGCGCCUCGUUUCACUGGAACGAGGACCUCAUCUUCGUGGCGGGUGAACCACUAGAGGACUCACUGAUUCUCUUGGUGGAGGACCGCACCAACAAGGAUCCGGUACUCCUCGGCCACAUCGUUAUUCCGGUGAGCUCCAUCGAGCAGCGAAUCGACGAGCGCUACGUGGCGUCGAAAUGGCUCCCUCUUGAAGGCAGAGGAGGAGGCGGGCCCUACAGCGGCAGAAUCCAUCUACGGCUUUGCUUGGAGGGAGGGUAUCACGUGCUGGAUGAAGCGGCGCACGUGUGCAGCGACUUCCGACCCACGGCAAAGCAGCUGUGGAAGCCGGCCGUGGGAAUUUUGGAACUUGGGAUUCUCGGCGCGCGCGGCUUGCUUCCGAUGAAGGCGAAAUCCGGUGGGAAGGGGUCCACGGAUGCUUACUGUGUGGCCAAGUAUGGGAAGAAAUGGGUCAGGACCCGGACCAUUACGGACGGCUUCGACCCGCGCUGGAACGAGCAGUACACGUGGCAAGUAUACGACCCCUGCACGGUGCUCACCAUCGGCGUGUUUGACAACUGGCGCAUGUUUGCUGACGCUUCAGAGGAAAAGCAAGACUUCCGUAUUGGAAAAAUACGAAUACGUAUCUCUACGCUGGAGAGCAACAAGGUGUACAAGAAUUCAUACCCGUUAAUGGUGUUGUCCCGGACCGGGUUAAAGAAAAUGGGGGAGAUAGAGCUAGCGGUCAGGUUCGCCUGCCCGUCGUUGCUGCCCGAGACAUGCGCGGUUUACGGGCAGCCAUUGCUUCCGAGAAUGCACUACCUCCGCCCUCUCGGGGUGGCCCAGCAGGAAGCGCUGCGAGGGGCAGCCACGCGCAUGGUGGCCGCGUGGCUUGCACGCUCCGAGCCGCCUUUGGGGACGGAGGUGGUGCGGUACAUGCUGGAUGCUGACUCGCACACGUGGAGCAUGAGGAAGAGCAAAGCGAAUUGGUUCCGGAUCGUGGCGGUGCUGGCAUGGGCGGUCGGGUUAGCUAAAUGGUUGGAUGAUAUAAGGAGGUGGAGGAAUCCGGUGACGACGGUUUUGGUGCACGUGUUGUAUUUGGUUCUGGUUUGGUACCCGGAUUUGAUAGUCCCGACCGGGUUUCUAUACGUGUUUCUUAUUGGGGUUUGGUACUACCGGUUCAGGCCCAAGAUACCAGCCGGAAUGGACCUCCGUCUCUCCCAGGCGGAUACGGUCGACCCGGAUGAGCUAGAUGAAGAAUUCGACACUUUUCCGAGCUCAAAGUCGCCGGAUGUCAUUCGGGUCCGGUAUGACCGGUUGAGAAUGCUGGCGGCCCGGGUCCAAACAGUUUUGGGCGAUUUUGCGACCCAAGGAGAACGGGCCCAGGCCCUUGUGAGCUGGAGGGACCCACGUGCUACAAAGUUGUUCAUUGGAGUGUGCUUGCUUAUCACUGUGGUGCUAUAUACUGUGCCACCCAAAAUGGUGGCUGUGGCAUUGGGGUUUUACUACCUGCGCCACCCUAUGUUCCGAGAGCCAAUGCCGCCGGCGAGCCUCAACUUUUUCCGGAGGCUUCCGAGCCUGUCGGACCGGUUAAUGUAGAGAGGAAGAGUGGGAAGGGAGAAGAGUUAGCUAUUACAGCAUUUUUGUGAGGUGCCUAGUUAGAGGGAGUGUGACAUUUU
Molecule: messenger RNA, 3248 nt
Organism: Fragaria vesca subsp. vesca
Lineage: Eukaryota; Viridiplantae; Streptophyta; Magnoliopsida; Rosales; Rosaceae
Exons: 1
Coding region: 1-3168 (1055 amino acids)
Source: RefSeq, a predicted model, not a curated record